UUUUUUAUCUAUUUUCACACAAAUAGUAUGAAUUCAACAUAAAAAAAAAUCUGUGUAUUCAGUUAAAGUGUGCUAUUCACUAUCAGGAACAAUCGAUAUCAAUGUAUUGCAAAUAUCACUUUUCUACCAAAAACUACCUUACAAACCAUGAAAAUACUAAAAUAUUUUUUGUUGUUGAGGUUUUGGUGAAAACAGUCAACCUUUAUAAGUUGAUUAUGUUUGUAUUUUCUGGGCCAUGAUGUUGAAAAUAUUCACCAGAAUUACGAGGGCAGAAAGCUGGACUGCUGCAACAAGUCAGGACACAGAUGUGUAUUUUCAAAAGUUUGGUUACAUAUACAAUCAACAAGGCCUCGAUAUGUACCUAUGUGACCUCUAGGGGUCGUUAUCUAAUGGUUAACCAAUAUCAAGCAGUAUUGACUGUCUCUGGUCUAUCAAUAUAACGACAGGUAAACCCUGAAGAGAAAAUAGCAUUCCCUGAGUGAAGUGUUUCUAUUUUUAGUUCACGUCUAUAAUAUUUAUACCGGUAGUUAACUUUACUGCCGUUGUACGUCAAAGUAGAUUACAUGUUUUAGGACUGGUUGUUAAUUGCUAUUUGACAUUUGAAGAUGCCAUGGAUGUCUACUCGAAAGUUCCACAUAUAAAACCAGUAGAAAUACAAGAAUAUAGCAGAAACGGGCACUGGCAAUGCUGAUAUCUAACUUCACGUCCAAUGGAAUAUUUACAACGGAAGUUAAUCUGAACUACCUUUCUGCAUGUAUGUCGAAGGAAAUUGCAUCUAUCAAAAUUCGUUGUUAGUUGCUACCCAACGCUUGAACAUGUCAUGGAUGCCUACCCGAAAGGAGUAAAUAGAGGCAGGAAAAGCACUAUGAUUCAUGCAAUGCUUCAUUUCCGUUGUUGGAAGUUUAUACGAGACAUCUUUAUUAAAUAAUAAACGGCCACGACAGUUUCCAUACAUCAUGCCAAGUGUGAGGGGCGAUAAAAGCCUUGGGGGUAUACUUGGAAUACUAGAAGUAGAAAUACCUCUUGCACGACCGAAAUGUAAUGCCCGGAGCAACACAGGAGUUGCAAGUUCACAGAACAAUAAUGUCCGUAUCCACUGUGAAGACGAAAUAGUGAAUAGUGAAUGUAGAACUAGAACACAAAAUGAUGACACAUUCCUGAUCAGCGUUAAGAUAUUUAUGUCAAGAACCCAGAGUUUCGGAAACGUUGGUUUUUACCUUCCAUUUGAUAUGUCUAUAGAGAACAUGCAUAUAAAAACAGUUCGUGUGAGGGUUGUUUCCUGCAAAAUAGGGGAACCGACUGAAACUUUCCAUGGAACUUUCAGAAUGUUGAGAGCUGAUAUAGCUGCAAAACUUCUUGCACUUCCAGAAAAUAAACGCCUCACGUCAACAACGAUAGAUUUAAAGGAUAAUAUACAUUCAGCAACAUUCUUUUCGAAGCUAAAAAAUAUCUACCACAGUCAAGGGAACGAAGAUCAAGUACCAGAAUUGGAAAAACAAACUGUGUUUGAACAAACCAAUGUACAAGUCGUUAUUCAACUGAUAUCUGUAUUCCUUACAGAUCUUAGAGGAGAAGGACAUUUCCCACCUUCGCCAUCGGCUGGUCAUACGCAUUUCAUUUUGCCAAACACAAGACCUUUAGCAUUGCUUUCUGAUGUUGUAGACACAACGAAGACCUCCAUCAUGCGUCUGUUGUCAUUUGUCUAUACCGCAAGCAACGUCAUAUAUCCCGAAAUCGCAAGGACUGGAUUUUACCUUAUCGGCAACACUGGAAUUGUCACUUGUACAAAAUGCGAAUGCAUGCCUCGUGUGGACGUCUUCCAACAAAUGGAACAAUCUGAGUUUGAUCAAAUGCACAAUUUUGGAUGUUGUCAUCGCAAGUCCUCCGAAGACCAGCUGAGAUAUUUAAGUCACAACAAUUCUAGACUCGACAUUCCUGAUGUUCUUGAUGGUGGAUUUUUAUACAGCUUUCGACGAAUGCAUGCAAGUAGUUCGGUUAGCUCAUGUCAGCUAGAUGCUGCACAGUCUCAGAUCGGAAACACAACUGAACACAAUUGCCCGAAUAACACGACAGCAGGUCAUUCCGACAGAAAGCCACGCAAUAAUGUAGUUACUAUCGUGAAAAAGACCCAUGCAUUUUGCAGGGUAUCUAGCUUUUCAGGUUGUAGCUUCGACGCGGACACAUUUAUGCAUGAUUUGACAUGGACGUAUGUUCAACCCUCUUCCUCAGAAAUGCCACAUUAUCCCGUGUGGAGUGCAUUUAAAUUGCCAAGCAAAAGGAGUGAUACAUUCAGGGGCUCAACAAUUGCUAAGGGUUUGAAAGGAAAACUUGUUGAAAAUGGAUUUUUCUGUCAAAGAAACCUUAUCCGGACGUUCUGCUGUGACACGCCCUACAUCAUUGGUGUUGAUAAGGAUCCGGCGAUUGUCCAUGCUAGGUCCUCGUGUCCUCGUGCUAUUACGCAAGAAUAGCAUCAGUGAGAAACAUAGAACGUCCAAGACGCAAAGGCGUGACAUUAUCAACAUGCUCGAAAAUGAUCAACUACAUGUACUGUGGCGCAUUAGAUUACGUUUGAUGGACUUCAAUUUGAGUUAAGUUACUUCAAUAUUGCUGAGGAGUUUCCUGACGUUAGAAGUGAUUAAGUGUAGUAUUAUCGUGGAUGUGAUAUACACCUGGACCGCGACAAGGCCAUAUUCGAAAUUCAUGUUUUUGCAACUGGUUCAAAGAUUGACACAGUAAACACAGUAAAAAAAACCAUGGGUUUAAAUCACAGUGAGGUUUCUUAUAAGCGUAUGAAAGUACUUCAUUGACAUAAUCAAGGUCAAGUAACUAUACGUCAACUUAGAUAAUCUCAUAUUGUAUUUUGUUUGGUAUUGAUGGAGACAUUGUAUGAGAUUUUCUCUACAGUAACGUCCCAUACUGGUACUUGAAAUUGUAUCUUCGUAUAUUGUAUCUUUGUGUAAAAUAUGAAACAUAAAAAUGAUAAAAAUGAUGUCUGUUUAACUUUUAAUGUCAACAUAAAAUGUUCAUACUAUUCUUUUGAUCAAAGAUUAAAUUAUCUCAUUUGCACAUCUUAAUAGGUGAACUUAUAAAAGCUAAGCAUUAAAAAUAUAUGUCAAUGAUAUAGUUUACCAACAAAGAAAUGUGUCAAAUUUUAACUUUUGAAAAAAAUAAAAUUAUAUAAAACAUGUUCACCAUUAUUUUAUGGCAGUUAUAUAGUUACAAAAUAUAGUCUCACCAUAAGAACAUCCUUAGGACCAGUUAUUGGUCCAUGCACUUGUAUGCAUUUUUAUUGUAGAUUCAGCACAUUGGUCCAUGCACUUGUAUGCAUUUUUAUUGUAGAUUCAGCACAUUUGUCCAUGCACUUGUAUGCAUCUUUUUUAUAGAUGCAGCGCAGGUUAAUUACGGUACGAAACUCAUGUCUUAUGAUGUAUAUAUGGAUUUUAUUUGAAUCAGACAGUGUAAAUAAUGUAAUUAAUAUAACAUGACGAAAACUAUUUUUAUUCAAAAUAACAUUCGUGUAUUCAUUACAUAGCAUGUCCCACUCCGCGCACAUGUACAACCAUGUCACAAAUAUUAAAAAUAAUGUUUAGCCUUUCAAAUUUAUACAGAACAACAUGAUAUGAUGUUUAAGUGAUGGCUUAAUCGAAUUAUCUAUCACAACGUGAAGUGUUUCUGUAUGUUAAUUAAAGUAGAAUUGCACUGGUAUCGGAAAACACGAAAAAAAUUGCUAAAGGGACAGAUAAUAAGAUAGUUAAAGUUUGGGAGAAAGAGAAAGAGUUGAGUUCGAGAUUGGAGUUAGAGAGUAGAGUUCGAGAGUUGAAAAAAGAAGGUUUAGUUAGGGAGACCGAGUUGAGAGGUCUAGAGACAUUAAGGAGAGUUAGAAAGUUGGAGAAUAAGGAAGUUAGUAAGAAUAGUAGUUUUAGCUGUAGUUUUAGGUUAGUGUAUAGGUUUUACGUUGGGCUUGGAGUGGAGAGAUUGCGUUCACAUUGGUGAACACUUGUAUAUUUUUGACGAAUUAAAAUACCUGUGUUGUAAAUAAAGUGUAGAUAUAAAUGUGCUAAUUGUGUUGUUCAAUUAAUUUGAACUGGUGGCAGCGGCGGAAUUAUCAUAAAAUGUAACAUUAUCUUUCCCCAUCAAUCAACAUUCCAGAGUAAACUGUCAUGUACAUUUUGUCAAAACGCGUGUGUACAACAUUUAUAAAAAGUAACUUGACAUGUACAGUUUGUCAAAAAGGGGAUGUACAAUGUCUUUAGAGUAGUAAUAGUAAUUUGACGGCUGAUAUGGGCCUUCGUAUUAUACUGUCCAUCGUAUUAUCGUAUUAUACUGUCCAUCGUAUUAUACUGUCCAGUACGUUAAAUGGGUUCAUGAAUACCGAUAGAUAAUUUGUUACCUAAAUUAGCAUUGGAUGCACUCAGAGGGGACUACAUAUAUGUCUUAAUAGAUAUAAGCCUCAAACUGUCCAUAAUUAGGAGACAGAAUAAGAAACUUAGACUUUGUCACGGCCUUAACGGGCGUCGAUACCUGUUCUUUCACUCACGUACUUGACAGUGUUCAGCUUAUAUUCAUAACCUUAGCAUGAUUUACGGAGCACAAUAUAUAUUGAAAGGUGUUUUACAGGUUAUGUGAAACACUAUUUAUGAAUUAUGUUAAAAUCAUGACCGUUUCUCAUAAAAUUUCAGUACAAAUUGUUAAGUUUGGAGAUAUUUGUAAGAUCCGAUAUUUUUGCAACAAGUUUAUUAUCUUUCGACAGAUAAAACCAUCCUUAAUGAUUCAUGACACGAUACAGUUUAGUAGUAGAUGAGGACACUUUUAUUUAACUUUCUGUUUUCUCUGUUGUACAUGUACAUUCAUUUAUAUAGUGUCUUUUCUUUCAGUUUCUUGUUUCAUAAUUUAGCAUACCAUUGGCCAAUCCUAUAUACAUGUGUUAGAUACAUAGUGAAAUCAUCAUACACGUAUUUCUGUCUCAUCAGUCCAAUACGCUGAACAUCAUAGUAUAAAGUUACUGUUAAAGGGUUCUUCUUCGACGAAACAACGUUGAUUUUUCCCUUGAGCUGAUGGUAUAGCAAAAACAAUCUCCUAUCCAUGUAGAUUGAUUCACCAUCUACGGUAUUAAAGAUUCACAGGCAAGAAUGUCGAGCAUACGAACAAAGCGAAGUUACCAGGCCCUGGUUUCAAUUCUAGAUCUGACGAAAGUUCAAUUGACUGCCAGUGAUAUACAGGAACCAACAGUGAUAACUACGCCAGGGUCUAACGUCCACAUACUCGCAGAACCAUUGUUGAGGCAUUGUGAACAUCCACAGAUGACAGAUAGUAUAAGUGUUAAAACAUUCAUGUCGAAACAAGGCAGAUUUGGAAAUGUUGGAUUUUAUGAACAAUUCUGUCCAGUUCCAAAAGAAUUUUCAAACACUUCCUUUGUGAAAUCAUAUUCUGUUACGGCCAUUUUACAGAAACGUGGCGAACCCUAUGCAAAAUUCAAUGGAAAUCUUCAAAUGUGGAGAUCGGAUAAACUAGCUAGACUACUCCCUUCAUCAGAUAGCCGACACAAAGGAUAUGAGAAAACAAGAAAGGAUGAUGUUCAUUCAAGAAAAUUUCUCUCUAAGGUACGGAGCUUUCACAAAUGUCAGGAACACCAACACAACACGCAAACUGAGUUUGGAGAUGUGAAUGUUUCAGUUCAUAUUGAACUUGUGUCUCUGUACCUAACAGACCUGUGCAGUCGCGGACUUUUCCCUCCCACGCCACACGCAGGUCAUACUCAUUUCACCCUGCCAAGCACAGAACCUAUACUGUUUUACCCUCAAUAUGAGAUUGUGUGGAAUUCGGUUAUGAGACUUCUGUCAUUUCUCUACGCACCGAAUGACAAUUACCUAUAUCCAAUUAUUGCACGGGCUGGGUUCUAUCUUGUCGAUCAAAGUGGCAGUGUUUGCUGCAGCGAAUGCGACUGCUUGUGCAGCAUUGCCGUUUUCGAAGAAGGCAACCAAUCAGAAUUUGACAAACAUCACAAACUUGGAUGUAUGCAUCGCCAAUACCGCAAGGAAGACUGUGACCUUCCACAACGCCGACCUGAAACCGAACUGGAAGCACCACAUAGAAAAAUUCAAAACAAAGCUCCUCUAUCACAGACAGACCUGUCACGCAGUCAGGGUGAAGCAGACAGUGUAAGUCACCAGUGUGAAAUAGAAGUCGCCUAUAACGGACAGGGUGAAGCAGAGUGUUUGAAAAGACAAAGUGAAUCGAUGAAAACACCAGGAUGCAUUUCAAAACAAUACAGAAACAUUGGGCAACACAAGUCCUCAAAACAGCGAUCACUUCCGAUUACCACUCCAGGAAUCCUUAACCAAAAGGCAUUGUAUGUUUCCCUGCAAUCUGACAUCCCUAUCGUAGAUGGGAGUCGCACGUCAAACAUGAUAGAGACUAAGGAACCCAACGAACAAAUAUCGCCUGAUUUCAUUUCUCGAAGAAAAAGGAAUGAUACACUGCUGCUUCUUAAACUAAAGUUGCAGCUUCGGAAAGCACUUGUAGAAAAUGGAUUCUUCUAUGACGGCCGUGUUGUCCGGUGCUGUUGUUGUAAAAUCAUAUACGAGAUACCAUCAUGCGAGAAUCCAUCGCAGUUUCACGCUCGAAAGAACCCUGCAUGCCAGUAUUUGAUUGGAGGAAACUAUACACAGAAAUGGAACUGGAGGUAGGGUACGACAAUUCCAUGAGCAUAACCUACAUUAAUAGAAUCGGUGCCAUCGUCUUCGCCAAAACGUGCAAGCUCACAUUAUCAACGGUCGCCAUUAUGAUGGCUAUCGAGUUACUUCUUCGUCUAUAAGCAUUCUUUAUGCAAAUGACCGACAUUAGCGCGACAUUUUAAGAGACCAGGAUACACAAAUGAAUAAUGGCUGCGCCUACGAAUAAUGUGCAUACAAACGAGUUUCAACAGUUGAUGGCACAAAAACUAAUCGAUUUAUGUGUACGGAAACAGAGUAGUGUGCUUCCACAGGGGAUCGAACCCGCGAACCUACACUUUAAGGUCGGAUGCUCUAGCACUAUGCUAAGCGGACAUUUCUCUAGCGCGAAUCUACAAGGCAUCCGCGAUCCUAUGUACAAUUGAAAUCUGCCACAUAUGUAUGAUUAUCAUCGAUGACUAAGGAACAAAAUCAACCCUCAAGAGCCCCUCCUUGACAACACAACGUAAAUUUCCGUAAUAAAAGUUCAGCUACAUAUUGCCAAACCCAGGUACACGGUACAAUAGGUAAGCUUGGAUGAGUCCAUAAACGACAUAGAAGUCGCAAUUUGGCACUCAUACUUUCCCCCCAAAGAUAUCGGCGAUCUGUUCGUAACAAAAAAGGAAUCCUCAGCCAAGUUUAAUGCCGGACUUGCUAAAAACUAUAGACGAAUGUUUCGAACGUCGAUUGGAUCACAAACAACGGACAUAAUUACUCCUGAAAAGAUUACUGCCCUAAAUAAAGUGACACGUUGAAAGUGCCUAGAAUUAAUUCAAGCAUUAGAUCCACAUUUAGAGUUAAAACAAAACCAAGCAAAUUGGUUAAUACUUGACGCGAAAUACAUCUUUGGGGCAAUGUACCUACUCAUCCAGCUCGCUAACGUGCUGACACAAGGCAGCAGAGAUUUGCCCCCGUCAGCAGUAAAAGAAUGUAUCAUGUUAGCGCAUGACGAAUUUUGGACUACUAAAGUAGGUUUUAGUGACGUCACUUACCGUCGCCGACAAGCAUUAAUGCCCUUUUACAUCCAGAUUUUUUAAGACAUUUGUGACUCUACAGACAGUUUAAUUUACACUUCACAUGAGUUAGCACUCUACUAGAAAUCAAAACAGUUUAUGAAAAGUGUGCUUUAGAAACGACCGUAGUUCCCACGAUACUCACAUCGGAUAUGUCUAUGGUAGGAAUUUAUUUGAUAAACGAAACGUCAUUGUCAACUCAGGUUUUGCUACACUUUUACUUACAUAUUUACUUAAACAAUCUAGACCAGCGCUUCACUCGGAUCCUAUUAGACUGCAGGCAUUCCGAAAAGACAACAGACAAUGCGUAUUGUAAACUUUGUUAGAAUACCUGAAACGUACUCAUGCAUGUGAUACAAAUAAUCACACAAAAACAAAUCUUAUCACAAAAUGCACCACAUAAUCCUGUUUGUGAGCAAACAGUAUCAAAUUGGAUAAAAAUGUGCUGAAAAUGUAUCUUUGAACAAACUACACAGCAACAGAACUGCGUACAUGUCAGAGACUUAAAUAGUAAGUGUACCAAUACCGGACAUAAUGAAAACAACAGGUUGGAAAAGUGACAAUAUGUUAUACACGUUUUAUAGCAAGGAAUUGAGCACAUCUACAAACACUGAUGCACUAAGUGCUAGCAGCGCAAUUGCCCCGCCAACAAACUGCCAGCAGAACAUGAAAUAAAAAAUGUGUAGGUUGAUAUGUACAAUAUAAUGUAUACAUAUGUCUGAAUCAGAUUAAAGUUACUAAUAAACAUAUAAAGUUCUGUGUGUAUUUCUGAAAUCUCAGGUAGGUUAAGUUCAUGAAAUUGGAAAUUAAAGAAGCGUCCUUACGAAAGCGAAAUUUGAGAUAAAUCCUAAAACCUUAAUUUCUAAAGCCCGACUAUACCGUGUCACAAAUUCUAACCAUUGAAUAACGUGAUCACAUCAUCAUCUAAAUUCAACCAUAACUAAAAGUUGAAAUAAUGGACUAUAUCCCUUUCCGCUUUAAGAGGAAGGCUCAUUUCAUUUCACUUUUAUCGGCCUAUGUAGCUGCUAUCAUUGAAGCAGUCUUUUUGUUUUCAUGGGUGUUUACUUUACGACGGCGGAUUUGUUUGAGUGGCCGGAAGAGGUUCCGAGCUCACUACGCAUGCCACAGAAUAAAUGGGUGUGUGAUACAGGUAAUAUACGGUAAGGAGGCUGAAAGUAUAAAAUGGGAUUCCAAUACCAGGAGAGGAUACCCUCUCCGCACAGGCUCUGAUAACGGAUGCCCAGGCAAUGACCAGCAGUACUACCAAUGUGCUGGUAUCAGUACAAAAACGUUAGAAAAUGUUAAAAAAUGUCUUUAGUAAGAUUUAUGUAAUAGACGGUCACUUUAUUUAGAGGGCGCUUAUCACUUUCAUACUACAUUUCCUAUAAGUUAAAUUAGUACUGUAUUGUCCUACCUUUGUAGAGUGAUGUGCGAUCUGGUGUAUCUGUUGUUAUAACUGUAUAUAUGUUUAUCUUGUUGAUCAUGGCUAAUUAUGUCGGGUUUUUCUUGAUAAAUAUCAGUAACUUAUCAGAAGGUGUUGAUUAGUUCAUUGCUUAUAUUCUCCUCACCCCUGACGGGCCUGUGUAUCUGAUUGACUAACACAGUAGGAUAUUCACAGGAAUUGACCGUUAGACUAUAUGAUAACAUAUGUAUCUGCCGACACCAGAACGACACUUCCCACGGGUAUCCUUUUACACCUGUACCUUCAUAUCAAGAAUAAAGGGAUCCAGUACCCUAGAUAAUUAGAUAGACUAAAAGCAAGGUGAUAUGCGAAGUCUUACCGUUCACUUUGUUGUAAAUUAACAAUUUUGUUGGACUAACACUCUCUUUUUUCUGCUUUUGUUUGUUAUCAAGGCAAUGCUUCUUUCCCUCGAGGAUUACCGUACGACCAAGUAUUCCGUCCCGUGACAAUUCCAUCGUAACCGUGUCACAAUAAAAAUGAACUUCAAGGUAAACAAUGACAAGUUAGUCAGAAUGUACACAAAGUCUCUUUUUAUAUAU
Mizuhopecten yessoensis (Yesso scallop) is the source of this 9724-nucleotide messenger RNA. RefSeq lists its product as uncharacterized. Lineage: Eukaryota; Metazoa; Mollusca; Bivalvia; Pectinida; Pectinidae. The record is from RefSeq and is a predicted model, not a curated record. The transcript has 14 exons. The coding region runs from base 5130 to 6686 and encodes 518 amino acids.